This is a messenger RNA of Homo sapiens (human), 2479 nucleotides long. RefSeq names its product Coenzyme A synthase (gene COASY). Gene Ontology annotation, molecular function: ATP binding; catalytic activity; dephospho-CoA kinase activity. Gene Ontology annotation, cellular component: cytosol; mitochondrial matrix; mitochondrial outer membrane. Bases 476 to 2170 code for a protein of 564 amino acids. Lineage: Eukaryota; Metazoa; Chordata; Mammalia; Primates; Hominidae. The record is from RefSeq and is marked reviewed. Gene Ontology annotation, biological process: coenzyme A biosynthetic process. The transcript has 9 exons.
GUUAGUGCUUCCGGGUUGCAGCCAGGGAAGCCUCCGCGGUGGUGCAAGUGGAACCCAAGCCUUGAGGUUUCAGUGAGUAGGGGGCCGACGUGAGCUUUAGCGUCCCCCUUUAGCCUCCCUCUUCGAUUCCUUGAAGACCCUGGUGCAGCUUAGCAAGAGGGCCCAGGAUUUUUGGAUCCCCAGCCCUGUGACAAGGGUUCCUGUCCAGUUUCCCCCUCCCAGGAUUUCGACUCAGUUCAGCGAAGUCACCGCCCCGUCUGAGAAAUGAGGACACCAAGGCUUAGAGCACAGCCCCGAGGCGCCGUCUACCAGGCCCCGUCCCCUCCCCCGGCUCCUGUCGGUCAGCACUGAAACCCCGUCCCUGCUCCAGGCCUCCUUCUCUGGGGUCCAAGGUCCCAUACAGGCCUCUGCCUCGGCCGCAGGCCCUUCAGUCACCGUCGCCUCGUCUCCCUGACUGUCCGCAGGCCUGGGCAGCAUGGCCGUAUUCCGGUCGGGUCUCCUGGUGCUGACGACGCCGCUGGCCUCCCUAGCCCCUCGCCUGGCCUCCAUCCUGACCUCGGCGGCCCGGCUGGUGAAUCACACACUCUAUGUUCACCUGCAGCCGGGCAUGAGCCUGGAGGGCCCGGCUCAGCCCCAGUCCAGCCCCGUGCAGGCCACGUUUGAGGUUCUUGAUUUCAUCACGCACCUCUAUGCUGGCGCCGACGUCCACAGGCACUUGGACGUCAGAAUCCUACUGACCAAUAUCCGAACCAAGAGCACCUUUCUCCCUCCCCUGCCCACCUCAGUCCAGAAUCUCGCCCACCCGCCAGAAGUCGUGUUGACAGAUUUCCAGACCCUGGAUGGAAGCCAGUACAACCCGGUCAAACAGCAGCUAGUGCGUUACGCCACCAGCUGUUACAGCUGUUGUCCGCGACUGGCCUCGGUGCUGCUAUACUCCGAUUAUGGGAUAGGAGAAGUGCCCGUGGAGCCCCUGGAUGUCCCCUUACCCUCCACGAUCAGGCCAGCUUCCCCCGUGGCCGGGUCUCCAAAGCAGCCGGUGCGUGGCUACUACCGUGGCGCUGUCGGUGGCACGUUUGACCGCCUGCACAACGCCCACAAGGUGUUGCUCAGUGUCGCGUGCAUCCUGGCCCAGGAGCAGCUUGUGGUGGGAGUAGCAGACAAAGAUCUGUUGAAGAGCAAGUUGCUCCCUGAGCUGCUCCAACCUUAUACAGAACGUGUGGAACAUCUGAGUGAAUUCCUGGUGGACAUCAAGCCCUCCUUGACUUUUGAUGUCAUCCCCCUGCUGGACCCCUAUGGGCCCGCUGGCUCUGACCCCUCCCUGGAGUUCCUGGUGGUCAGCGAGGAGACCUAUCGUGGGGGGAUGGCCAUCAACCGCUUCCGCCUUGAGAAUGACCUGGAGGAACUUGCUUUGUACCAGAUCCAGCUGCUGAAGGACCUCAGACAUACAGAGAAUGAAGAGGACAAAGUCAGCUCCUCCAGCUUCCGCCAGCGAAUGUUGGGGAACCUGCUUCGGCCUCCAUAUGAAAGGCCAGAGCUCCCCACAUGUCUCUAUGUAAUUGGGCUGACUGGCAUCAGUGGCUCUGGGAAGAGCUCAAUAGCUCAGCGACUGAAGGGCCUGGGGGCGUUUGUCAUUGACAGUGACCACCUGGGUCAUCGGGCCUAUGCCCCAGGUGGCCCUGCCUACCAGCCUGUGGUGGAGGCCUUUGGAACAGAUAUUCUCCAUAAAGAUGGCAUCAUCAACAGGAAGGUCCUAGGCAGCCGGGUGUUUGGGAAUAAGAAGCAGCUGAAGAUACUCACGGACAUUAUGUGGCCAAUUAUCGCAAAGCUGGCCCGAGAGGAGAUGGAUCGGGCUGUGGCUGAGGGAAAGCGUGUGUGUGUGAUUGAUGCCGCUGUGUUGCUUGAAGCCGGCUGGCAGAACCUGGUCCAUGAGGUGUGGACUGCUGUCAUCCCAGAGACUGAGGCUGUAAGACGCAUUGUGGAGAGGGAUGGCCUCAGUGAAGCCGCGGCUCAAAGCCGGCUGCAGAGCCAGAUGAGCGGGCAGCAGCUUGUGGAACAGAGCCACGUGGUGCUCAGCACCUUGUGGGAGCCGCAUAUCACCCAACGCCAGGUGGAGAAAGCCUGGGCCCUCUUGCAGAAGCGCAUUCCCAAGACUCAUCAGGCCCUCGACUGAAAAGUUCUCAGUGGGGCCAGACUGGCUCCUGGAGCUGACAAGCGACCCCGUGGUGAGGAGAAAUGGGGGCCUUGAUGCUCACCCUGGUUCAGGCCCAGAGGUCCAAGCUAUACUGUGCAGGACAUGGCCAGGCCUGGUGGACACAGGAAGCCUACCCAACACGCUGGUAUUUGGCCAACACUGAGGAUGUGGUUCAUGGGGGAGCAGUCCCCUCCCCACUCUUGCCCAUGGGUGACUCUUACCCACAGCUGACUAGGGCCAGCGCAAAUACUGGAACCUGUAACAGAAUUAAAGGUGAAUGUUCUGAGA